UCGUUUUAACUUUAUAUAGACGCUUAAAUAAAAAGAUCAUUACCUCUAGUUUCAGAAUCCUAUUUGUUUUAAUAUUUUUUAAAAAGAAGUUUGCCGGAGUUAGAAUGGCGAAAACAUGGGUAGCUGUGGUUUUGUCCGUGAUGCUACUUGUUUCGACAAACUCUGUGGUGGCUGAGGAGGAACAGCCGACUACUGUUGGGCAGAGGAUAGACUCUGCCUUGACAGGAGUCACAAACGCAUUCAAUGAACACGGUGGCAAAGAAGCCGUCGAAACCGUAUCGUCUACCGCAAAGUCCGUUUACGGAUGGUUCGGUGAUAAAGCCAAGGAGAUGGGAAUCCAUUUCUAAAUGGAGGAAUGAGUAAACAUCUUAUAGAUGUGAUGUGUUUACAUAGUGAAAAGAGCUCUCUACCUAUAUAUGUAAUUGAUUUUGUUUAUCUAAUCUCUAAUGACAAAACAUGUA
Raphanus sativus (radish) is the source of this 461-nucleotide messenger RNA. RefSeq lists its product as uncharacterized. NCBI's taxonomy places the organism in Eukaryota, Viridiplantae, Streptophyta, Magnoliopsida, Brassicales, Brassicaceae. Bases 105 to 347 code for a protein of 80 amino acids. The transcript is spliced from 2 exons. The record is from RefSeq and is a predicted model, not a curated record.